UCUGCGAGUCCUUUCUCCUCUUAUCCUCUCUUCCUUUUCUCUAUACUAUCUACUGUCUGGGACCGCAUCCGCGAAUUCGUCCCCGCCAGGACUACUCCCAUCCACUCACUCACCAGCGGCAGCCUUUUCUUAGCUGUCACAGACAUCCAAGAACCCCUCCUACCCUUUCCAGUCACUUGAUACUGAUAGCAGCUCUCCUUUGCCCCACGUGAUAAGAGGCGACACGCAAAGAGAGGAUCUCCCCACCCACUAUGGCUGGCACCAUGGCCGACGACGAACUGUUCACAAGGGCUAUCUCUGGGUAUCGGGACGCUUUUUUGGUUCGACACUCCCACCUUCCGGAAUCCGAGCGGAAUCAACUUUGGAGUCAGCGGUUAAGUCAGUUCAUGACCACCACGGCCUCUUCGUCAGCUUCCUCGUUCGAUACCUCCUCCAGCUAUCGCCCGGUUCCCGGCUCUGGAGUUCCCGAAGACGACAGCGCUGCUUUGGAGAAGUCUGGGAAAAGGACGCGACAGGAUACUCCCCGGACUCUCCCUGGCUCUGGUCUCCCCCCACCGAAACGACGAGUCACCACUCCGGAACCUCCAGUGACCGUCGACUUGACACGCGAAUUGUCUCAUGCUUCCUCCCCGGCAGCCCCUGAGACAGCUCGGCGCCUGUCAAGAACCAAUUCACGGAAGGAUACCGCGGCUACUUUCUCGGGUCCUGGGUCCUCUCGACAAACGGCCAUGGUCCGCUCACAGAGUCAGCAAACGCCGGUUUCACACCGCCCGUCGCUGGCCGCCACCAAUGUGAAGGGACAUCGACACUCUUAUGGACCUCAGCGCGUGCAGCGCCGGCUAGACCAUGUCAACGAAUAUACCCCCUCGGAGUACGCCAAGCAGUACUUGGGUGACUUCCAAGGCCAAGGAAGCGUUUCGGCUCUUUCCAUGGCGCUUUCGGCGGAUCCCGCGCUCUCCGGAUUUGACCAACAAAGGUCGCAGUUGAUUCAGACUCAGGCUGAGCUGAUGGCUGACUUCACUACUCUGGCCAACCCCACGAUGGCCGACCAGCCGGCCGCGGUGGAGAUGAGCAGGAGUACCACCACCGACUCGCUUUGCGGGGGGUUUGGCAUGAUGAGGUUUGAUUCCUCCGGACCAAAUCUUGAUUCCACUUUCUCUUUCUCUGUCCCAUCAACCGAAUUCAUGCCUUCCAGUUCGCCGAUGAAUGUUCCCUUCCCCACCAGUUUCAACCCCCUGCACCAAAAUCCCGUUCAUGAUCUCGCGUUCUCCUACCCUGACUCCGCUGCCCCAAUUUCCUUCUCGUGCUCUGCUCCCUCUUCUACCCCAUACUACUCCCCCAUCCCCACUUUCUCCGCAUCUCCAGCGACGGAGAUGAAGCCCUCAAUAUCUACUGAGAAUGACAGCCCUUCAUCCGCUUCCCAACCCUCCAGAGCAGCACGCAGAACUCAAGAACAGAUUAUGCAGGGCGCUCGCCCCAUUGCCCCCAAAGCGGAACCUCAGAGUAGCUCACCACCCAAGGUGGGUGAGCAGCAUAAGAUGAUCAGGAUCUCGUCUUCAGAUGGAACGGCUAAGGAGGUGGCCGCCAUCCCGAAAGCUUCGAUCCAACGGCCCACGCGCCCGAAAACGUAUUGCAACAUGUGCAAUGACCAGCCGGACGGCUUCCACGGGGAGCACGAGCUGCGUCGGCAUAUUGAGCGGGUGCAUGCCGUGGUUCGCAAGGUUUGGGUUUGUGUUGAUAUUUCUCCUGACAAGUCCUUCCUGGCCAAUUGCAAGGCCUGCCGCAAUGGCAAACGAUAUGGUGCUAAUUAUAACGCCGCGGCUCAUCUCCGUCGAACCCACUUCAACCCCUGCCAACGCGGUCGGGGUGGCCGUGGCAAAGACAGCGAGAAGCGCGGCGGCAAGGGGGGCGGUAACCACCCACCCAUGGAUGUCUUGAAGCACUGGAUGGUGCAGAAGACCGAGUUUGUUGUGGGCAACGCCCCGACUUUCAAUAACCAGGAAUCGUUAGGGGAUGAUCUGACGGCCGCACCGCUGGUGGUUGGCACUGAAGAUGUAUCAUUCUCUAGUCUGCCCCUGGCAGCGGCUGACGAGAUCUCUUCUCAAGUCUUAGAGACCGCCCUUAUUGACGGAUAUGACCCCAUGGCUACGUUUUCUGCGGUGGGCAUGGAGAUUCCCCUUGACCCGACGCCUUGCUAUUUUGAAUCGCCAACGCUCCCCCCUGAGAUUGACUCGUAUGUGUGAUCGUGCCAUCUGCUGGGCGCUUUUCAUCCCCUCGGUAUUAAUCUUGCAUGUUUGGGCAUUUUCUCUCAUCUUAUCUUCUCUGUUUGAUUCUUGGCAUUCCAGCCUGAUGUGAUACUAAUUCUUUGGCCUUGAAAAUUUUUUUC
Aspergillus uvarum CBS 121591 is the source of this 2386-nucleotide messenger RNA. RefSeq lists its product as uncharacterized. Lineage: Eukaryota; Fungi; Ascomycota; Eurotiomycetes; Eurotiales; Aspergillaceae. The record is from RefSeq and is a predicted model, not a curated record. The transcript has 3 exons. The coding region runs from base 252 to 2243 and encodes 663 amino acids.